Cyclopterus lumpus (lumpfish) is the source of this 963-nucleotide messenger RNA. Its product is annotated as olfactory receptor 146-like. Lineage: Eukaryota; Metazoa; Chordata; Actinopteri; Perciformes; Cyclopteridae. Gene Ontology annotation, cellular component: membrane. The record is from RefSeq and is a predicted model, not a curated record. The coding region runs from base 19 to 963 and encodes 314 amino acids. The transcript has a single exon. Gene Ontology annotation, biological process: G protein-coupled receptor signaling pathway. Gene Ontology annotation, molecular function: G protein-coupled receptor activity; olfactory receptor activity.
UUUUGUUAUUUCAGGUUGAUGGAAAACUACACCUAUAACAGCCCCACGCUCCAGCUGGAGGCACUGAAUGUCUCAAAAGUGUCUCUCUACCCCGUCUUUCUCUUGUUUUUAUUCUCUUACCUGUUUUUAAUGGUUGCAAAUGUAAGCAUUGCUGUUCUAAUUUUCAUUGACAAGAACCUUCACCAGCCCAUGUAUCUCCUUUUCUGCAACUUGCCAUUAAAUGACAUACUUGGAAAUUCUAUUUUGAUGCCCCGUUUGCUUAUAGACAUGAUGAAGCCUUCCUCUGAGCUCUUCAUCAGUUAUUAUGAAUGUGUGGCUCAAGCUUUCAGCACACACAUGUUUGGUACCACUAGUCUCACUGUGCUCAUGAUUAUGGCCUUUGACAGAUAUGUGGCCAUCAGUAAUCCUCUGCGCUAUGCUUCCAUAAUGACCAACAAAAUGGUGAUGAAGCUGACGGUGUCUGCCUGGGGAGUGGCCCUUGUAUUGGUGGGGAUUCUACUCGGUCUGACCAUACGACUGAACCGAUGUAGGACUCUGAUUGAAAGCCCUUACUGUGACAAUGCCUCACUGUUUAAACUCUCCUGUGAGAGUGUGUUGAUUAAUAAUGUCUAUGGCCUCACUUUCACCGUGGUCCUGUUCACAUGUUCUAUCGGCAGCAUGGUUAUCACUUAUACAAAGAUUACAGUCGUCUGUCUCACCAGUAAUAGCAAGUCUUUGAACAGUAAAGCCUUGAAGACCUGCAGCACUCAUCUGGUUGUGUUUCUGAUCAUGAUGAUCAGUGCAAUGUCAAACAUUACUCUGCAUCGCUUCCCUCAGUUCACAGACUACAGAAAGCUCAGUCGAAUUUUGUUUCAUGUUGUUCCUGGCAGCCUCAACCCCAUUAUUUAUGGAGUGCAGUCUAAAGAAAUACAGAUUUUUUUGACCAAGUUUUUUAACUCCAAGAAAGUUUUGCCAUCAUUGUAA